Vicia faba (fava bean) is the source of this 1374-nucleotide messenger RNA. The record is from the annotation of a GenBank genome assembly. NCBI's taxonomy places the organism in Eukaryota, Viridiplantae, Streptophyta, Magnoliopsida, Fabales, Fabaceae.
AUGGCAGGUGGUGGUUUUACAACAGAUGCUGUGGGGAAUGAAAGGGCAGAUCAAUAUAAAGGGAGAGUUACUCCUUAUGUUAUCAUUGCUUGCAUUGUUGCGGCUAUUGGAGGCUCAUUAUUUGGAUAUGAUGUCGGAAUUUCAGGUGGGGUGACUUCCAUGGAUGACUUCCUUGAACAAUUCUUCCCAGAAGUAUACAUGCAAAAGAAGCAUGCACAUGAAAAUAACUACUGCAAAUAUGACAGUCAGAGUCUUGCGGCCUUUACGUCUUCUCUUUACAUCGCUGGUUUAAUUGCAUCUCUGGUUGCAUCUCCUGUUACAAGAAAGUAUGGACGUCGGAUAAGUAUCAUUAUUGGUGGUGUCAGCUUUCUGAUUGGAUCAAUUAUGAAUGCUUCAGCCAUGAACCUAACAAUGCUGAUACUCGGCCGCGUUAUGCUCGGCAUUGGCAUCGGAUUUGGAAAUCAGGCAAUUCCGCUUUAUUUAUCAGAGAUGGCGCCGACACACCUGCGAGGAGGAUUGAACAUGAUGUUUCAAGUGGCAACAACUCUUGGGAUUUUCUCGGCCAACAUGGUGAAUUUCGGAACACAGAAUAUUAGACCUUGGGGAUGGAGGCUGUCCCUAGGCUUGGCUGGAGUACCGGCUCUUUUGAUGAUGAUAGGAGGAAUAUUUCUUCCCGACACUCCAAAUAGCUUAAUAGAACGUGGAUUGAAAGACAAAGGAAGGAAACUCCUAGAGAAAAUCAGAGGAACUAGCGAUGUUGAUGCAGAGUUUGAAGAUAUGGUUGAUGCAAUGCUGUUCCAAAGCAUGGGAUUCGGCGGACAUGCUUCCCUCUACUCCUCAGCUUUGACUGGUGGCGUUCUUGCUUGCUCGACAUUCCUUUCCAUUGCAACAGUUGAUAGAUUGGGAAGGAGAGUUCUUCUCAUCAGCGGUGGACUACAGAUGAUCGUAUGCCAGAUUAUAGUGGCCAUAAUUCUAGGGCUCAAGCUUGGGGAAAACCAGCCACUGUCAAGAGGCUAUUCGAUAAUGGUAGUAAUUGUGAUUUGCCUCUUUGUUGUAGCAUUUGGAUGGUCGUGGGGGCCCCUUGGAUGGACAAUUCCAAGCGAGAUAUUUCCGUUGGAAAUACGUUCAGCAGGGCAGAGUAUCACAGUUGCUGUAAACCUUCUGUUUACUUUCAUAAUUGCUCAAGCAUUCCUUGGUCUUCUCUGCGCAUUGAAGUUUGGGAUCUUUCUCUUUUUCGCUAGCUGGAUUGUCAUCAUGACCGUAUUUGUUAUGCUGUUCUUGCCUGAAACCAAAGGUAUUCCCAUUGAAGAGAUGGCAUUUAUGUGGAAGAAGCAUUGGUUCUGGAAACUGAUACUACCUGAACACGACUUGUAA